CCCCAGCGCUCAGCCAGCUGGAAGGGUCCGGUCAGUGGCCUUCUGUCUGGGCUGUUGGGAUAGCGACAGGCGACCCUCUCUGCUCUCUUUGUUUUGUAUUUAUCCGGCAUUUAAAUGGAUACCCUGAAGAAAGACGAAGAUUCUGAGGAAGUGGAAAUUGAUCUUGAGGAUUCCAGUGACCCUGAAGAGUCUGAAGAUGGGGAGGAACCGCAGACGUUAUGGAGAGCCCAACCCUCUCUGGAUGAGGAGGAAAACAUUCAUACAUCCACUCUGGUGGAAAUCAGUGAUACAAAACCACUGAUAACUUCAAGGGAUGCCCGAGGUGUCAAUAACUGCCUCAAGGUAGGGUUUGAGGAUGUGAUAGCUGAGCCGCCAUCAGUGCGUAGCGGGGACAGAGUUUGGAUCUGGAGCAAUGCUCUCUUUGAAGUGUCCAGGGUCUGGAUUUACAGGAUAGUCACCGCUUUUCUGGCCCUUCCCAUGUCAGCUAUCUCUGGUCUUUUGUUUGGCCUCCUCAGCUGCUUCCACAUUUGGAUGAUUCGUCCCUGUAUUCAUUGUGUCCUCAUCGGUAAUCGCUGGAUACAGGGCUUCUGGGACAUUAUGCUGCAAGUUGUUGUGGUCCCAUUCCUAACAAGUGCAGGAAAAUGUUGCGGAAGUUUAGGUAUACACCUGGCCAAAGAAUGACCCAAGAGACAGACUGGACAUGUUGAUGAUGUGGACAAAGUUCUGUUUAUGUGGACUGAAACAUAAGCAGUACCGACUUUUGACUGUUUAAUAAAAAUAGUAUAUACUGUGCCUGGAAAAAGUAUUCAUACCCCUUGAACUUUUUCUUACUUUGUCUUAUUACAACAACAUACUUCAAUGAAUUUAAUCAGGAUUUUGUGCUGCAGAGCAUUUUUUGUAAUACAUAUCUGAAAAGUGUGGUGUGUGUAUUUAGACUUACAGUAUGAGUCAAUAGUUUGUACAAUCACCUCCAGCUAAAAUCCUAGCUGGCAAGUCUAGGUUGAUACAUCUCUUUUCUUAUUUUCCCAUUCACUCUGACCAGCUUCCCUGUCCCUACUUAAGCAGAGCAUCCCUACCACAUGAUGCUGCCACCACCUUGGUGAUGGUAUGCUUUGGGUGAGGUACAAUUUUAGUUUUCUCUCAUAUUGUGGCCAUUAAGAUCCAUUUUUGGUCUCAUAUGGCCCAAAUCCAGUCUCCUAAUUUUUUCUGUGUCACCUACAUGGCUUGUUGCAACCUGCAAACAUUUCUUCCUUUGAUUUUCUUAUUGCCACUCUUCCAUAAAGGCAUGAUAUGUAGAGUGCAAACCAACUUGUUUACCUGUCAGCCAAUUCUCCUACCCGUGAUCUGGUUCUCUGCAGCUCCUCCAGAGUCACUAAUGACUUUAAAGUCUCCAGCAACUUAAUCCAUGAGUUCCUGAGGAUGUUUGUUCACUAACUUAAAGAACCAUUUGAGGCCUUUCUAGAUCAUCAGCAUUAUAUCACACACACACAGGUGGAGUAUUUAGAUUAGACUUCUGAAGAAGUUAGUUGCACAUGAUUUCAUUUAGAAGUGUCAGAGUAAAGGGGGUUGUGUAAAGAUGUACUCAGCACUUUUUCAGAUUUUAUUUGUUAAAACAUAGCUUGGAACUUGUAAAUGGCUUUUACUUACAUUUUAAACUAUGUUAAGCAUAAAUGACAUACAAUCUCAAUAAGAUUAAUUAAGUGGAGUUCAUGUGACAAAAUAUAAAAAAGUUCAAAGGAUAAUAGUUUGGCAAGGCAUUAUACGUUUUUCAGUGAAAUACCUGAGAAUGUGAAAAAUGCUAAUCUUUUUAGACCUUCAUGUAGUUUAUGCACUGAUGUAAUCCCUAAAAAUCAUGCCCACAGUCUGAAAUCAUGUUGAUGACUCUUUGUAUGAGACAGGCUGUACUUUUUCCCAUCUGACAUUAAAGUGGAGGUUCCAGUUAUCACAUUUUUCUAUUUUAAGCAUUUAAACAAUGUUUUUAUUUAACUUUGAUUACAUGAUUGCAUGAGUUACCUCCACCCAAUCUGAAAAAGCUCCCUAUUAUGUUCCUCAUAGGCGAGUUUUUCCACCACAGUUUACCAUCCUUAAGGAUCAUAAUGUUUUGCAGUCAUACUCCAAACAAAGACAGAACAUUGAUGAGAACUAAACAGGAAUUGGUUUCUUCAUUGUGAAAAUAUAUAAAUGACAUCCAGGAUCCUUGAAGAAGCCUGAAUAAAUAGAUUAAAGAUGAUUAUUUUAUCUACAAGAAGCAUUUAGAGCUAGGCAGUAAAUUAUCAGCAUUAAUAUCUUUCUCAGCACUUUCAUGGGAGCCUACACAAUAAAUCUUGGAAUAUAAUGUCAUUUAAUUAGUAUUUUUUCAUUGUC
Messenger RNA from Xiphophorus couchianus (Monterrey platyfish), 2364 nucleotides. It is a transcript of the gene cav4a, whose product is annotated as caveolin 4a. Gene Ontology annotation, molecular function: molecular adaptor activity. The transcript has 3 exons. Gene Ontology annotation, biological process: caveola assembly; regulation of cytosolic calcium ion concentration; cell differentiation. The coding region runs from base 115 to 681 and encodes 188 amino acids. Gene Ontology annotation, cellular component: sarcolemma; caveola; focal adhesion. The record is from RefSeq and is a predicted model, not a curated record. Lineage: Eukaryota; Metazoa; Chordata; Actinopteri; Cyprinodontiformes; Poeciliidae.